Messenger RNA from Adelges cooleyi (spruce gall adelgid), 1361 nucleotides. Its product is annotated as mitochondrial nicotinamide adenine dinucleotide transporter SLC25A51. Lineage: Eukaryota; Metazoa; Arthropoda; Insecta; Hemiptera; Adelgidae. The transcript has 3 exons. Bases 222 to 1073 code for a protein of 283 amino acids. The record is from RefSeq and is a predicted model, not a curated record.
UUUGAGAUAAAAGCGUUCAGACUUCAGCGUACUUUUGAACCUCGGAAUUUAGUACAGUUGUGAUUAAUGUCUACUAGUAAUUUUUUAAUUUUGACAAUUGUUUAAUGGUCUUUUUUUUAUUGCCAUUUUGUGGCGAUCUGAAACCGGUUUAAACGCAACCCUAGUCCAUUAAAAGAAUGUUAUUUCUACAUAAAAUAAGCUGACAUUGACAGAAAAGCGCAAUGGCGAUUUUCAAACAUCUUAACCGAGAGGAAUACUCCGAGUUUGUUUGUGGUUGCGGUGCAGCCAUCAUUAACAUUGGCAUUACGUUCCCGAUUAACAAAGUUAUAUUUAGACAGAUGCUUCAUGGAAUGGCACUAAGACACGCUGCCAACCAGCUUUUCAGUGAAGGAUUUCGCACUCUUUACAGAGGCAUCGGGCCGCCACUGUUGCAGAAAGGUAUUUCCACAUCUUUGAUGUUCGGUACCUACGAUGCGAUCCAAAAGCCCCUUUUGAAUACCAACAUGAAUGUUACAAUAUCCAAAGGUAUCGCAGCGCUAAUGGCUGGCACCGCAGAAGCGACACUGACGCCGUUUGAACGCGUCCAAACGCUCCUGCAGGAUAACCAUUACAACAAACAGUUCGCUAACAUGAGGGACGUGAUCAAAGUGAUUGCCACAAAGUAUUCCGCUACGGAAUUUUACCGUGGCGUCACACCUGUGUUAAUGCGUAAUGGUCCGUCAAGCACGUCGUUUUUCUUAUUACGUGAAACGGCCAACAAGUACAUAGUAUUACCUCCCAAUGCCUGGGCCGGCUUCAGAGUAAUCAAGGAGUUUUUGACCGGAGCGUUUAUUGGCGCAUUAAACAGUACAUUGUUUUAUCCAUGCAACGUUCUCAAGGUGCACAUGCAAAGCAGUCUCGGAGGUCCAUUUAUAAGCAUUAGACAAGCUGCUAUUGAUGUUUACAAAGAGCGAGGUCGUAAGAUAUCAUAUUUUUAUAGAGGCGUGCACAUGAAUUGCACAAGGUCGUUUGUUAGUUGGGGCAUAGUCAACCUUGCUUAUGAGAAUCUAAAAAACGUUAUUAAAAAAAAUUAGUCUCUGUCACGAAAUCGAGAAACAAAAACCCUUAAAAUACUUUCGCGCAUACUUUGCGUGUAUAUUUUUGUUGUUAAAUUUUUUUUGUUUAUUUUAUUUGUUAAUAUUUAUUGUAAUUUUGUUUUAAUUAAGUUUGUUUUGCAACUGUGUAUAAUGUUAUGUUAACCGACUUUAAUCAAAUCUUUGUUAGGCUCUUAAUAAACAGUUUUAUUAGCCACUUACUAUUUGCUUUACUCAUUACUGUCACAUAUAAAAAAUAUAAAGUUAGUUUAUAGUUGUUGUUAAGAA